Molecule: messenger RNA, 1270 nt
Organism: Meriones unguiculatus (Mongolian gerbil)
Lineage: Eukaryota; Metazoa; Chordata; Mammalia; Rodentia; Muridae
Product: EKC/KEOPS complex subunit Lage3
Exons: 3
Coding region: 114-533 (139 amino acids)
Cellular component (GO): EKC/KEOPS complex
Source: RefSeq, a predicted model, not a curated record
CUCUGGCCCCCAACUUUGGCGGAGGACUUCCGCUAGAGACAGGCGUGUGGUUUGGAAAGUGGAGCAGCGGCAGACAUGCAGGCAGCACGCACAGGUUUUAGGUCACACUGCAGAUGCUCCGACUGUCUGCUGCUGUCCUGGUGAUGCUGGCACAGUGGCAGUUAGGCACAGUGGCAGUUAUUCCCAGUGGAGCUCACCCUGUUGUUGCAGGAGCACCGGAAGCCUCCCGGAGUUCCAGCAAAAGCACCAUGCCUUUUACACAAAGGCCUGGGAUCCAACAUCACAGAUUCGCCCUCAUCGUGCCUUUCCCGACUUCUUUGGAGGCAGAAAUCGCCUGUGGGUCCUUAGCUCCUGAUGUCGAACCACACCGAGGACUGGUAGGGAAGGAGCUUAAAGUGAGCGGCAGCAUGCUGGAGGUACACUGGAUCGCAGAAGAUUCUCGCCUCCUCCGAAUUUCCAUCAUGAACUUUCUUGACCAGCUUUCUCUAGUGGUGAACACCAUACAGCACUUUGGGCCCCCUAUUUCCUGUUAAGCCUGGCUGAAAAGAGGGGCCCAAGUCUGACCUUACUUCCAUCUCCUCCUAAACAGUACAGUUUUCCCUAGGGAAAAGAUUCCAGAAAUAGUAGCUGCUACUUCAAUAAAGGGGCCCGCCUAAUUUUUUUGCCUGAUUUGGUUCUCAGGCACUUAGGGGCCAUUUGGUAUGGUGCUUAAAUGUUUGUUGCUGAAGAAAAUAAAGCUGGGCUUCUAAUCUGCAUUUGAGUUUGUUUUCAUACUCUAGAUUUGCUUUGACUUUUUCCUUGUGUGGAUGAGAGGCUCUGGAAUUCAGGUAUUUGUGAGAACAAGUUAAGAGUGUUCACCUAAUAUAUAAGGUCACCAGUUCAGUCCCCAGCACUGGCAAAGUAGAUUAUUAGAAAGUAAAUGAAGACAAUUUCAGAGAUAAAGGAAAAUAAAAACUACAUGCACUGUGGUGGUUUCUGUAGGAAUGGCUCCCAUAGGUUCAUAUAUUUGAUUGCUGGGUCAUCAGGGAGUUGCACUAUUAGAGGAGGUGUGGCCUUGUUGGAGGAAGUGUGUUACUAGGGCUGGCUUUGACGUUUCCUGAUGUUGUUCAUCAAGCCAGGCCCAGUGUCACUCUCUUCCUGCUGCCUGUGGAUUCAGAUAGAACUCUCAGCUACCUCUCUGGCACCCUGUCUGCCUGCAUGCUGCCAUGAUGAUAAUGUUCUAAACCUCUGAACUGUAAGCCAGCCCCAAAUAAAUUCCUGCUUUAUAAGA